AUGCAAGUCUGUAGAACUUGUCUUACAGGGGCAGUAGAAAAGGACAUACAUCAAUUGACAACCGAUUCAGAUGAAAAACAAAACUAUUCUGAAAUCAUGUUAUUUUGUUUGGAUAUCGAUGUUUCAUCGGACUUAAAAUUAACAACAAAAUUAUGCUCAACAUGUUAUUCAAACAUAUUAACAUUUUAUAAUUUCAAAAAACUAGCUUUAAAAAACGACAAAUAUUUAAAAUCAGUAAUAGUAAAUAGUAAAGAAGAAGAAGUAAAAAAUGAACAAUUUUUGACAGUAAAAAUUAAAAAUGAAGACACAAAUAUUUAUGUCGAGAACAAAAAUGAUAGUGAUACAGAAUUCAAAAUAGAAUAUGAAUUUAAAGAAGAGGAUAAUACACAAGAUUUACAGUCUGACGAUGAGCUUCUUAGUGUUAUUAAGCAAAUAAAAGAACAAAAAACUAGUAAAAAAAGCAAAGCGAAUGGUGUAUCCAAAUCAGAUGAACAAAAAAAAGUUAAGAAGAGGAAGCGAAAUAGGGAAAUGGAAAGACGUGAACAAGUCUGUGAUGAAUGUGGAAAAACAGUUCGGAAUUUAAAGCAACAUAUGUACUUACACCAGCCUUUGAAUGUAAGAAAACGGUACAAGUGUAAGGCUUGCGAUAAAAUGUUCACAGGUCCUAGUGCAAGAUUAAGACAUUACAAGAUCAAACAUUUGGGGAUAAAACAACACUGUGACUUGUGUAAUAAGGAUGUUGUGCACCUCGCCAGUCAUUCUAUGAUAAUGCAUAAUACAGCACCUCUGCCUUUUGAGUGUAUUCCGUGCGGAAAAAGGUUUAUAUCCAAAUCUUUAAGGGAUCACCACAUUCUCAUACACACAAAGGAUAGGCCACAUAAGUGUGACCAGUGCGAUAAAUGUUUCAAAAGUAAACUGAAUUUAGCAUCACAUAAGAGACAAGUGCAUGAUAAAGAAAAAUCACAUUUAUGCCAGUUUUGCUCUAAGAGCUUUUUUAAGAAAUAUCAUUUACAAAUACAUAUAAGGACUCAUUCUAAAGAAAAACCAUAUGAAUGUCCCGACUGUGGCAAAUGCUUCUCUUCAACUACAAUAUUGAAAAACCACCGACUCAUACAUAGUGAUGUUAAGAUGUUUGCAUGCGAACAUUGUGGUAUGACAUUCGCUAGGUCUGGAUAUUUGAAGAAUCACAUGAUAAGCCAUACAAAAGAAAAGCGGUACUCGUGUCAGUUUUGUGAUGUGCGUUUUGGACGGUCCGACCAUCGUAGGAGACACGAAAGGACUGCCCACCAGAGAGGUUUACAGCCUUCUGUA
Brenthis ino (lesser marbled fritillary) is the source of this 1311-nucleotide messenger RNA. Lineage: Eukaryota; Metazoa; Arthropoda; Insecta; Lepidoptera; Nymphalidae. The record is from the annotation of a GenBank genome assembly.